Molecule: messenger RNA, 701 nt
Organism: Merops nubicus (carmine bee-eater)
Lineage: Eukaryota; Metazoa; Chordata; Aves; Coraciiformes; Meropidae
Gene: PDAP1
Product: PDGFA associated protein 1
Exons: 5
Cellular component (GO): cytosol
Molecular function (GO): RNA binding
Source: RefSeq, a predicted model, not a curated record
GUAGAAAAGGAGGCCACAAAGGCCGGGCGAGACAGUACACGAGUCCUGAAGAGAUUGAUGCCCAGCUCCAAGCAGAAAAGCAGAAGGCAAGGGAAGAAGAGGAGCAAGAGGAAGGAGGUGAAGGAGCAACUGGGGACCCCAAAAAGGAGAAGAAGUCUUUAGAUUCAGAUGAGAGUGAUGAAGAUGAUGAGGAUUAUCAGCAAAAGCGCAAGGGAGUGGAAGGGUUGAUAGACAUAGAGAAUCCCAAUCGUGUGAUUCAGACAACCAAAAAAGUCACUCAGCUGGACCUGGAUGGACCCAAGGAACUCUCGCGACGAGAGCGGGAGGAAAUAGAGAAACAAAAGGCAAAAGAAAGAUACAUGAAGAUGCACCUAGCUGGUAAAACAGAGCAGGCAAAGGCAGACCUCGCCCGGCUAGCCAUCAUUCGCAAGCAGAGGGAAGAAGCUGCCAGAAAGAAAGAAGAAGAAAGAAAAGCGAAGGACGAGGCGGCGAUGGCGGGCAGGAGGAUGCAGUCCCUCUCCCUCAACAAGUAAGCGCGGGACACGCGGGAGGAGGAGACGCCAGGGACCCGUGCCCGCUGCUGCCAGGACCUGUGUCGUGUUGCACGCCACCACGGGGUGCACCAUGGCACCGACGUCCCCUUCACCUCCCAGAGACACUGGCCACGUGUUUGUCCUCAUCCUGGCACGGAUCUCCCUCUG